Molecule: messenger RNA, 1665 nt
Organism: Sclerotinia borealis F-4128
Lineage: Eukaryota; Fungi; Ascomycota; Leotiomycetes; Helotiales; Sclerotiniaceae
Source: the annotation of a GenBank genome assembly
AUGGCAAGCUUCUUUCCCGCAAAACUGGCCGAUCCUCCAAGUCCACGAGAUGUCGUAGCCAACUAUCAACGAACCUUCGACAAUCACGCAUCGGAAGGAAAACUACGACCUAUGGUUUUGCCAUAUCAUCUAUAUGGCGUCAUAUUGUUGGGAAUAUAUCUAUGUGUGCGCCACACGAAUCGACCAAUAUUAUACAAGGCUCGGUGGAUAGUGUUGGCUGCUAUAACAUGGUUUCAGCUCAAAACGCUAUGGCAUACGAGCAGCACGAAUAUGGCCUUUAGCUUCGUGGCAGGCUUGAUGAGUACUUAUGGUAUUGCGACUAGUUUGACCUGGCUGGUCUUCAUGCGGCCGCAGUUUGAUGCUAAGAGAGUCGAGAGAAGGAAGAUUCCGAAAGAUAAAACUGUUACAAAGAAUAGCGAGGGGAGAGCUACGGCAUAUGCAGGGAGCAUCGAAUCGGAUACAAGGCAGCGUUCAAAACCGAACGGAGAACCAAACGGAAUUCCUGACAGCCCAAAAGUUCCAAAUAGAAACGAUGUAGGAUCAGCCCAUGGACGACCAGCCGCAGAUGGGACGAUGGAGGAGACUGAGUAUUAUUGGCAAUCGUACCCAGAAAAUAUACGGGAGAGACUAGACUGGAUUUCUGACUUAGUCAUCAACUUUCGUGGACCGGGUUGGAACUGGGCAAUUCCCAGUCUACCAAAGCCUCCCCCUUCCGUCUAUGCUAAAUUAGGAGAACAUGUCGAUGAAGUAUCGAGGAAAGACACAUCCUCAACAGGCAUCAAAUGCUUCACCACAAGACAAGAAGUCUUUCGAGCUCAAGUUCCCCGUUUCAUUAUAGGAUAUUUCUUACUUGACGUUGUCAAAACAACCAUGAUGAAUGAUCCAUAUUUUUGGCUUGGCCCCAACGAUUAUGCUAUGCCUGUCUACAUCGCAGCAAUGUCCCCGUCCAUACGUUGUUUAUAUCGCGAGCUUUUAUCAAUGGCAGGGGUUCUUAUUUCCAUAGACAUGGUCUUUCUUCUCCCCCCUCUCACCAUGUGUUUACUUCUGGGUCCAUCCUCGUUCAUGGGUCUCAGAGGGGAAGCAUGGUAUUACCCGACUACAUGGGGUUCUUUCUCAGUCUUUGCAAAUAAAGGCCUAGCUGGGCUAUGGGGAGGUGCCUGGCACCAAAUCUUCCGCCUUAUAUUUUCUGCUCCAACGAAUUAUCUCAUCGCAAAUGGAUAUCUAAACCCCAGAUCCCCAACUACCAAACUCGUCGCUUCGUUCUUCGCUUUCGGUCUAUCUGGAAUUUUGCAUGCUGGUGGCAGUAUAUCUCAAAUCCCCUCUACCAAACCCUGGGCUCCACCUGUAUUCUUCAUGCUGCAAGCUGUUGGGAUAGUCCUACAAACAGGAUUAUGUACUCUACUCCGCCAACAUAUCAAGAAAAUUCCGAAAUUCAUACGACAAUUAACGAAUGUGAUAUAUGCAGUAUCAUGGGGUUUCUUGACUGGAUGGUUGUUAGCGGAUGAUUUUGCCCGCGGGGGGAUUUGGCUUUAUGAACCCAUUCCCAUUUCUAUACUUAGAGGAAUGGGAUUUGCUGGCAGAGAUCAUGGGUGGUGGUGUUGGAAACAUGCAGGGAUUGGGUGGUAUACGGGAGAACAUUGGUGGGAGAGUGGUAUUGCUAUAUGA